AUGCCCCCCAAUCUGCGCUUCUCUUCCAAUUAUGCCGGACCUCUCCCUUCUUCCCAACAAUUGCAGCGACGGCGACACCACGAGUUCAUCGCCGUUCAACCCGGCGACAAGGACGACCACCGUCUCAGCCGACGAGGAGUUCGGAGCUUAGCUACAGCAGCCGCCGUUUCAACCGCCGCGAAUCGUGGCGGCGUGGAGACUUUCUUCGCCGAUGAAGGCGUUUCGUGGACUGCUCUCGGCUUGUCAGACACAAUCUCUCAAGCUCUAUCUAGUGCCGGAUUCAACCGUCAGUCUCUUGUUCAGGCUGAGUCCAUUCCGUCGAUUCUUUCCGGGAAGGAUUCGAUCAUUGCGGCGGAGACUGGCAGUGGGAAAACGCAUUCCUAUCUAGUUCCUCUGAUUCACAAGCUAUCCGCUUCUAGCGGCGGCGCUGUUAGUGGUUCUGCUUCUGAUAAGGGUUUCAAACCUUCCCGUGAAGUUUCUCUUGUUCUUUGCCCCAACGUCUUGCUAUGCGAACAAGUGGUUCGGAUGGCGAAUGGGCUUCGUGAUGACAAUGGCGACCCACUGAUCAAAGUUGCAGCAGUUUGUGGGAGGCAGGGAUGGCCAGUUUAUCAACCAGACAUUCUUGUAUCUACCCCAGCUGCCCCAACGUCUUGUUGUAGUGGCUUGUUUGUCUCUGGCUGCUAA
Linum tenue is the source of this 684-nucleotide messenger RNA. The record is from the annotation of a GenBank genome assembly. NCBI's taxonomy places the organism in Eukaryota, Viridiplantae, Streptophyta, Magnoliopsida, Malpighiales, Linaceae.